Grammomys surdaster is the source of this 1943-nucleotide messenger RNA. RefSeq names its product MAGE family member C1 (gene Magec1). NCBI's taxonomy places the organism in Eukaryota, Metazoa, Chordata, Mammalia, Rodentia, Muridae. The record is from RefSeq and is a predicted model, not a curated record. The transcript has 4 exons. The coding region runs from base 266 to 1543 and encodes 425 amino acids. Gene Ontology annotation, cellular component: nucleus. Gene Ontology annotation, biological process: negative regulation of transcription by RNA polymerase II.
AAACUCGCUUGCUCAGACUUUUGCCCCAGAGGCUUCCAGUCUGUUCCAGCUUGGUGGCUGCUACCUGGAGCUCUCUGUCUAAAGUCUAAGAGAGGAAGUAAUCAUCUUCAUCAGAAGAGGAAGUUGUCUGGGAAAACGGAAUAGCAGAUCACCAGGGGGGAAAAUCUGCCCAGAGUUCAUCAGGUUUCCAAAGGACAAGCCAGGUAGAAGGCUGCAGAACUCUGAGGAUACUCCAUAUCACCUGGUGAUAACCAAAAGUCAAAUAAUGUCUCGCUACGGAAAGCACCCACGCCUCAGCCUGGAAGAAGGUGUAAACUUCCAGGACCCAACUGAAACGGAUGAGGUGGUGUUCCCAGUGGUUCCCACUCCUGAGAAUGAGGAGAAAGAGGGAGAGGAGGAGGUCCAAAAGGAAGAAGAAGAAGAAGAUAGCAAUAAGCAGGAGGUGGAAGAUAACAGUGAGAAGGAAGAAGAAGACGAAGAAAAGGAGAAAGAAGAGGAAAAUGAAGAGUCUGAUGAUGAAGUGGAUGAGGAAGAAAAUGAGACCGGAGAGGAAGAAGACAUAGCUUCUAUCUUUUCAUUAUCUUCUAAUGUCUCUUCAGUUGCUUUCUCCCCUCCUUCUCCUUCUUCUUUUUUUUCUUCUUCUUCUUCCUCCUCCUCCUCUUCCUUCUUUUCUCUGUUUCAGAACAACCUGGUGGAGAAUGAGGACUUUGCUCUUGGGAUGCUAAGCAUUUUUCAGAAUGCUCAGAGCUUCUUCCCCUCACCUACUUUAGGGGGAAAUUUGGAUUAUGCAGUCGGCCACCAGGAAGAGAGUUCAGGUGUCAUCCUGUCUCCAGAAGACCCUGACUCCUUGCUCAAUGCUGUAAUACAAGAAAAGGCUACUGAUUUGGUGUUUCUUUUCAUUUACAAGUAUAGAAUGAAGGAACCCAUCACAUUAACUGAAAUCAAUGAGGUUGUCACUAACGAGUAUGAGAACCAUUUUCCUGUCAUUUUCAUUGAAGCAUCUAAAUGCUUGGAGAUGACCUUUGGGAUUGAUAUAAAGGAAAGUGAUCUCGUAAGCAGUGCUUAUGUCUUUGUCAACUCACUGAACCUCACCUAUGAGGAUAUGCUGAGUGACAGUGAUAGGCUGCCUAGAAAUGCUUUCCUGAUAGUUAUUCUGGGUGUAAUAUUCAUAGAAGGGAACUGUGCUUCUGAAGAAAGAAUCUGGGAGUUCUUGAAACUGGUAGGAGUGUAUGAUGGGGAAGAGCACUUCAUUUGUGGGGAUCCCAGGGAGUUCCUUACCAUACAUCUAGUGCAGCAAAAUUACCUGGAGUAUCGGGAGGUGCUUAAUAGCCAGCCUCAAUGCUUUGAGUUCCUGUGGGGUCCAAGGGCCUAUGCUGAAACUACCAAGAUGAAAGUUUUGGAAUUCUUGGCAAAGAUGAAUGGGUGUGACCCAUCUGAUUUCUCAGUCUGGUAUGAAGAGGCCUUGAGAGAUGAGGAAGAAAGAGCCUUGGCCUUAAAUGACUCUGAAAAUGGAAGCCCAAAUGCAUGGUUUGUAGAGCGCUGAUCACUGGUUUCUUGUACCCAGUGUGAGGGAUCCCUUUUGCCAUGGAUUCCCUCUAAUUUUGAAAAGAGCAGUCAGGGAAAAUCAAACCUAGGCUCAGUAGUACAGUCUCACUAUGCUAAUUGAGGUUUCCUUAACUAUUUCAUUGGGGGUUAAUGUUAGAUGUUACUCAUUUUAAGGGAAAGUGUAUUACCUCUAAACUCUAUGAUUGAAACUGAUAACACAAAUUUUACUGUUUGUUCAAAAAAUAGUGGAAACAUUAUAUAAUGUUAAAUUUGGUUGGUUUAAUCCUUUUAGUCUAUUCUGUAAAAUUAAAAUGUUGUAUGCAUUUCUUUUCCAGACUUUUGUAAGAAAAUAAGACAUAAUAACAAAUCUUAAUAAAAACUGCUCACUUACUCAUUCA